Molecule: messenger RNA, 2179 nt
Organism: Dendroctonus ponderosae (mountain pine beetle)
Lineage: Eukaryota; Metazoa; Arthropoda; Insecta; Coleoptera; Curculionidae
Exons: 4
Coding region: 244-1668 (474 amino acids)
Source: RefSeq, a predicted model, not a curated record
UCACCGGCUGUCACCGGUAAAGUGGCAAUACUAACGUCAAAUCAAAUUCAUUUUAAUUGUUUUUUGAACCAUAGGAUCUUGGUCAAUAACGUGAACUUUAUUUAGAUACAAACCGACAGAAAUCAACGCAAACUGUAUAACUGUGCUGCGAAUACUCCAACACCACUUACUUUAGUAAGAUCUAAGAUCCUGAGCGUGUGGCAAUAGUUAUUUAUGGCAACCAAACCUUAAACAAAAAUAACAAUGUAUAAACAAAUGUUGCAAACGUGGAUCUUUUGCAUACUAGUGUGCGUAAUUAUACCAAGUCGCAGUGUUUGUGCCCCAUCAGAGAACAAGACAACCCAGAAUACAUUAUAUGAGGCUGUGGUCAGCAAGUGUCCCAGUUUAGGAGUAACUGAUCUAUAUAAGAACUGGAAAGAUUUGUUUGAUAAUCAGUGCUCAAAUUUUACGGCUAUCAAUGCUACAACAGAACUCACAAAGAAGGAACUUCCCUAUGUCAGAUGCAAAGUUUUAUACGAAAGUAUUAUGGAAUUCUGUUCGUCAAACUUAGAAAGCCUUGAAGUAGUGAAGUUGAAAGGAUUCAUAUCCCUCUCUAACGACAUGAAGUGUGAUUUAUCAGAAGUAUGCAAUGAUGAAACAGGAUUACCUGCCCUAGAAAGCACUCCAAAUAAUGUUUCACACUUAAUGAAAAAAUUUAAUUGUGUGUUAAUAUGCAGCAUUGUUGGAAGCAAUGGACCUGAAGUUACAGAUAUUUGUAAGCUUGCAUAUUUUUUCAAGUCAAUUGAUGUGAAAGAAUUAAAUAGUAAUCGAAUGCAGUUGCAUGGAAACAUUAGGUCCUCUCCAGCACCACAACACAAAAACGAAACACUUCCCGGACCAAUAAAAGUGAUCGCAUUUAAACCGUUGAACCAAAGUGUACGCGGUCCCGUAGAUAGUGAAAUACCAAAAUUGCCUGAGGCGAAUAAAGACAAUGUUGUUAAAGCACAGGAAUCUCCCAUAGUUAAUAAAUCAAACAUUGAUGUAAAACCUGUACCUAAACCAGAAGAGAAUGCACCUGCUGUUCAACCGCAGCUCAUUGUGCCUAAUUCGUUAGAAAAUGCAGCUGAUGAUGAAAACCAGAAUGUGAAAAGUGAAGAUAAUUCUGUUGGAGACCCAGGUGAACAGAAUAUGAAUAUUCAAAAUAAUGAUGUCGGAGUAGCAGUCGAUGUUAGUGAUGAAGUAGCACCAGGUGAUAGUGAUACUAAAGAUGAUGACAAAGACCAAGGUGAGCAGCCAGAUGAAAAUGGUUUUCCUGCAGAAUCUGAUGUUGAUUUAGGAAAAGCAAAAUCCACGUUAAAACAGUCAUCUACUAUAUCAUCUAAAGGAAAGCCUAACACUCUCGAUGAUGAGCUUAUAAUCAAUAUGAACCCUGUAGAAGACGGCAUGGAUGGAGAUUCCUAUUUCUUCUCUUAUUUCUCUGUGACUAUGUGCCUGGUUAUAGUUGGAUAUGUAGGAUAUCACAAUAGACAUAAGAUUCUUGCUCUUCUUCUCGAAGGAAAAAGAGGCAAAAGAAAUGGAAGAUCUGGUAGAAGACCAAAUUCUGCCAACUACCACAAACUUGACACUAACCUUGAAGAAGCAAUUUCUUCGUCAUGUACUAAAAAUCCUCCUAGUAAUAUAAUUUAUUGAUCCACCAGAUCAAAAUAUUAUGGCUGAAUUAAUAUUUAUGUCCAUUUGUAUCAUGUUCAGGUCAGUUUAACUCUUUGUUCAGAUUGAAUGCUACACGCAAAAUGUUUCUUACGAAUAGCCGUAUCAUUUUGCUAUGGUCGGAUAUUUAAACUUCAAGAUAAGAAGAAAAAUUCUACUGCUCAAAAUUGUAGAGGUGAGUAUUUUAUUUUUCCAUCCUAGAUAAUCUGAUUUUUGUGAUAUUAAGUCGAAAUCAUAUCACCCACAGAAGGCUUUUUCAAGUAUUACCAUUAUCAAUUUGAUAUAUUUCUGCACAGUGCACAGCACAUAGCGACUUACUAAUGAUAAGCAGCAAUAAAGAAAGUUGAUUUUCAAAUAUAUUUCGAUCACAUAAUUCAAGUUUUUGCGCUUGAUUACAGUUCUAUAGAAUGCUUUUUUUGGUUGUUGUAUAUGAUGCUCCUCUUUGUGAUAUAUCUGUUGAAUUUAAGUUUAAAAUUAUAGGAAUACAAAUAUU